AUGGAAGCAGCAACACCAAAACGCCCUCGACGUGCAAAGGCACCAACAACAAAGGCAUCCAAGAAGAACACACCCACACCGACACUUCCACCUCCCGAACCAACAUCAGCAACAACCUUCUUUGCGAUCCCCGAACUCGCAGAAACCGUCGGCAGAUGCCUCACCUCAAAAGAUGACCUCCUCCAUCUCUCCAUGACAAACAGGCUCCUCUACCAAACCGUCUCUCCCCUCUUCUGGUCCUCCCUCGACCUCUAUGACACCGCACGGGCAAGGAGGCUUGCACAGUCUAAGCAGGCACACAAGGCGUUGAGCAGGAACUUUGAAGAUAUCCGGGAACUCAAGAUUCAGACCAGUACCCUUGUAUAUUUCCUCAACUGCAUGAUCCGGCACCCGGACGACAAGUGCGACAACCAAACCCUCACUACUGCUUCCACAUCAACUUCCUCUGCAACUUCUUCGUCACCACUACCCAACCCUAUCUCUACAACCCUCCCGAGAUUGACCCGACUCACGACGCUGGAGUACAGGACGGAAAAGAACCAGGACAAGAACCUUCAACUUACAGACGCCUACCCCGAGAUCGCCGUCAUGCCAAGGCUCACUUGGCUCCUCAACCUCAACCACUCCCUAACGCACGUCCGUGUGAGCGGUUGCCGUGUCCGAUCGCCUUUUGACGCCCACCUGUUCAUGCAAGCGAUCCCUAGCCUCAAGUCUCUAAAGGAACUCGAUCUCAACUUUCGAAUGUCCCCUGUCCGGUGGGAGAUUGUCGUCGAGUUGCUCUUUUUCAGCCUCCCUGUCUCAAUCGAGGCCGUCUCGCUUCGUUCGAGAAAGGUCGAGGAUGCACUUACGGGACCUUCGUCGGAGAUCCAGGAUACAGAACUUUCAGGAUUACUUGGCGAACGUCGGGCGCUGUUCAGGCGGCACGCACCUCUGGAUCGGCUGCGGAGGCUCCUGGUCGAGUUUGGGCGGUGGGAGGAUACGAGGCUUUUGUAUACCUUCUUGCAGGAUUGUCCGGCGCUGGAGACGUUUUCGCCGCCUUGUUGGGAUGAGGCGGAUUUUCGUCCCAUUUCCAAUGCUCUUGCCCGGGCUGCUGCCAAACACUGUCCCCGACUAAAGGAACUGGAUACAUGUGGUGUGGGAACAAUCGACCUCAUCGACGCCCUCCCUGAACACUCUUUAACAGCGAUCAGGAGUAGGAAUUUUUUUGCGGCAGAGUAUGUCGGCCCCACCUUACAACUGAUCUCAACGAAACACUUCCGCAGUCUUACAGAGGUGCGGAUCGAGGAGUGCCCCCAUGUCAGUAGACAUGCCCUCCAAGCUAUCCUCUGGACGUGCGCCGCUUUGGAGCAUCUUAUUGUCAAGGGACCAACUAAUCCGUCGAUACGACUUAGACACUUGGUGGAGAAAGAUUGGGUGUGCACGAAACUCAAGACUUUGGAGAUCACGGUGGAACUGCGCCAGGAGGUCUUUCCUACGGAUUACAAGAGUCCGUUACCCAUCAUCAUGGAGCUUACAUGGACCUUGCUUAGGAAACUCUACCGCCAACUCGGGGCCUUGCGCGACAUGGAGGUACUGGAUCUCAGGAUCAAGUCCAAGGAAUUGGAGUGGCUGGAUGAGCACGGGCAGGAGAGAAGUGUCGCCAAAGUCGAAAUUACUCCACCCAACGGCCAAGCAACACGGACCAAAACCGUUCGUCCCCCUGCGGCACAAUUCGACGAUGUUGAUCUCUGGAGCGCAGAUGAGAAUGAAAGCUUGCCGCAUCUUAAGAGAGACCAGAAACUCGUCAGUGCCCAAAACGCAGACGCUUCCUUCCCUGGUUUGCUUUCCUUGGGCGACGAAACUACAGGUCGACCGGGGUACUUGAGCUGGUUGGGUGGGUUGACGAAACUGAGGGAGCUUCGGGGUUAUGUCCAGGCGACUACUACGGAGACAUCCAAGACGACAGGCCGGAAGGAGCUGGAGUGGAUGUUGGAGCAUUGGCCCAAGCUGGAAGUUGUCGAGCUCUUGCAUGCUAUGAAAGACCAUCGUGGCGUCAAGCGGCACCUACUUACUAUGGACUUGUCGCCUCCACACAUUGUCUGGUUCCGACAACACCGACCCGAUAUCCAGAUCACCCAAGACAGUCCAUCCGUACUUUGA
Linnemannia hyalina is the source of this 2139-nucleotide messenger RNA. The record is from the annotation of a GenBank genome assembly. Lineage: Eukaryota; Fungi; Mortierellomycota; Mortierellomycetes; Mortierellales; Mortierellaceae.